AUGCCUCUUCGAUUUGAGUCGCCAGAAAGACCUUCGCUGCGAAGACCUACAUGGGUUCGCGAGACAUCACCGAGUCCUUCAAUCCAUACAGCCGAUCCUGCUGUUCAGUACAAUUUUCAUAAGGCACUCAACGGAUACAAGCCUACAGCUCUUCUUUCCUUGGAUCCUCUUGCUGCAGAGCUAGGUCUCGCUGGCAUCUACAUCAAAGACGAAUCAUCACGCUUCGGGUUACCUUCAUUCAAAGCCUCGGGAGCUUCGUGGGGCUGUUUCCGCGCUCUCAUAUCGCACUUAUCAUUGGAUCUCGAGUCUGCUACUCUGGAGCAGGUAGCUUUUUCUGCUCAAGAUCACCAAUGCAAGCUGUUAGCUGCUACAGAUGGCAACCAUGGUAGAGCAAUCGCGUGGAUGGCACGAUCACUUGGUAUCGAGUCCACCAUCUAUGUACCUCAUGACUUGCAUCCUAAUUUUCUGCGCUUGAUCGCUGCCGAAGGAGCUGAAGUAGUUGUGGUCCAAGGAGAUUACGAUUUUGCUGUUUCGAGUGCUGCUUCUGCCGCCGCCGCAUCGAAGAAUAACAUACUCGUGCAAGACACAGCUUUCGAAGGCUACGAGAAUAUUCCAACCUGGAUCAUCGAUGGAUAUGCGACAAUCUUCGCCGAGAUGGAGGAGCAGUUGCAGGAGCUGGAUGUACAACCAACAACCAUCAUCACACCUGUUGGUGUGGGCUCUCUAGCCCAAGCAGUAAUCACAUAUGCAAAAGGACACCGAAACCUCAAGACUGUGGCUGUGGAGCCAGACACAGCGGCAUGUUUACACGCUUCGCUUCUUGCUGGAGAAGCUACAUCCAUCAUCACAUCCAACACCAUCAAUGCUGGAUGCAACUGUGGGACGCUAAGUUCCAUUUCUUGGCCAUACCUUCGUGACUACGUCGAUUUGAGCACCACGGUGUCUGACUUUGAGACUCACAUCGCGGUGCAAGACAUGCAUCGCCAUCAUGUUAAUGCCGGGCCCUGUGGUGCUUCCGGCCUGGCAGCCUUGAAAAGACUUGUAGCUGAGGGACACAUUGCCAAAGGAUCGUCGGUGAUAUUGAUCAACACUGAAGCGAAGAGACCUUACGAUAUACCUCUCGAUGUCAGUAACGACGAUGUCGUGGCUUUGACUCAACAACUCAUCCAGAUAGAUAGUUCAAGCCCAUCACUAGAUACGACAGGCUCUGCGCCAGGAGAAACAAGGAUCGCAGCAUUUAUCACACAAUGGCUACACUAUCGUGGUAUCGAGACUCAUGUGGUCGAGUCUGUGCCAGGUCGCCCAUCUGUAGUGGGCGUGGUUCGUGGCAGCGAUCCCAAUGCCAAAUCGUUUAUGUUGAAUGGACACAUCGACACAGUAUCCUUGUCUACCUAUGGCUCCGAUCCUCUCAGCGGCAGCCUUGUGGACGGCAAGAUCUAUGGCCGAGGUGUAUUGGACAUGAAGGCUGGGGUCGCAGCUGCCAUGACCACACUUUUGUAUUUCUCUGUGCAUGGCAGCAANGGCGAUGUCGUCUUCACCGCAGUGGCUGAUGAAGAAGACAAAAGCAUGGGUACUGCUGCUGUCCUUGCAGCAGGAUGGAAAGCAGAUGCUGCACUCAUUCCCGAACCGACCUCUCUACAACUCCACCACGCACACAAGGGGUUUGUGUGGGUUGGAGUGACCAUUCUCGGAAUUGCUGCACAUGGCUCCGAUGCACGAACCGGCGUAGAUUCUAUCAUGUCUACUGCCAGUUUCUUGAAAGCUGUGGAACGGUAUGCCGAAACAUUGCCCAAAGAUGAUGUCUUAGGACAAGCGACAAUGCAUUGUGGUACCAUCAGAGGCGGAGAGGAGAAUAGCAGCUACGCUGGUUCUUGCACACUGACCCUCGAGUUUCGCACUGUGAACGACAGCAGCAACUUGCAGUCGACUGCCGCCAUCGUCAGGGAUAUCACAAACAUCCUCGAUAAACUUGCUGCUGCAGACAAGAAGUUCGACUUUGAGGCGCCAAAAGUGCUUUUCGAGCGUAAGCCUUUGCCACCCAUGGUCGAGACACAUCCUUUGCUCGUUGCUGCAACUCAGACAAUCGCGGAUGUGCGAGGCGAAAAAGAAGUACGGCCUACAGCGGCAAAGUUCUGGACAGAUGCGGCACUGCUGAGUGAAGCUGGCAUUCCUUCUUUGAUCUUUGGGCCUGCAGGCGAGGGACUGCAUGGCAAGAAUGAAUGGGUUGACGUCAAGAGUAUAAUGGCUGUGGAGCAAGUGAUGAGAGAGACCAUUGAGAGAUUCCAAGAUUGUUGA
Molecule: messenger RNA, 2295 nt
Organism: Aureobasidium musti
Lineage: Eukaryota; Fungi; Ascomycota; Dothideomycetes; Dothideales; Saccotheciaceae
Source: the annotation of a GenBank genome assembly